AUUUAGCCGAGAGAUUCCGGAUCAUAUUGGUGGUCCAUGUUUCAAGACUUUUGUACAGUAAACUCACUCUGUUUACUGAGUUUUGGUUUGGUAAUAAGUGAUUAAGAGUAAGAGAUGGCUGAAGGAGGAAGACCGCCUCCAGGAGUUGGCGGGAAUCAGGGUAGAUGUCAGCCUCACAAGUCUGUUCGCCAUAACCUACCAGUUAUGCCUUCGAUGUCCCAAAAUCCCAAGAUUGCCCAAAGUAAAGCCAGUGUCAAGCAAUAUCCUCCUCAUCUAGAUCUCAUUGCUAAGCAACAAGAUUCUCAAAACAAAACAGAUGGGUCAUCCAUUGCACCUUGUGCUCCUGUUUCUAUACCAGUACCUACCACCCCUAAAGCAUCCGAGUUGCCUAACCUGGUUACUGGAGAUCUGAGUGAAAAACUGGCUGAGAAAAAAUCCUCGCCAACAUCAAUUAAAAUCAAGAUUAAACGUUCAGUGAAGGAAGGACAGGAACAGUUGACGUCCUCAGUUUCUGUUUCUGAUGGAGAGGUUCAUCAUAAAUCUAAGAAAAAGCAUAAGAAGCAAAAGAAAUCACAUUCCAAGGAAAAGGAACCAGUAGUGAUGACACAGAUUGUAUCUGGGAAACAGCCUGAAGUUGGUGCAAAUGACAAACCAAUCAAAUGGUUGGUUGGGGAUCUGGUGUGGUCUAAAGUAUCAGGACACCCCUGGUGGCCAUGCAUGAUAUCUUUUGACCCAAUAGAUGGCAUCUCGACCAAAAUGGCAGGUGGAGCACUAAAGAAACGGAUGUAUCAUACCCAGUUCUUUGGCAGUGCAGCUGAGAGAGGUUGGGUCAGUGAGGCUGCAACUUUAGAAUUCAAGGGGAAGGAAGCUUUUGAUAAAGACGUAGCUCAACAAAUUAGCGAGGCAAAAUCAAAGAAGCAGAAGGCCAGUGCUAUUGAGAGAUUCAAAACCAAAUGUUCUGGUCAGAGACAAUUAGCUUUGGAUUUAGCCAUUAAAGAAGCAAACGAUGCCUUGAAAUUAAGCAUAGAUGAACGGAAGCAAAAAUUAACAUUUGUGUACCAGAUACCUCAACCUAAACCAACCAGCUCAAAAACUGAUAGUUCUAAAGCUGAUAGCACCAAAUCUUCCAAAAAGAGAAAAGCCGAUGACAUUGACUCUGAAAAUGAAUCAUUAUCAGAACCAGUGAGUAAACGUCAAAAAACAACGAAAACGCCAAGUACUACUCCAAAAUCAAAAUCUCGCCCGCAGAAAAACCAGGGACAGUUCAGUGUGUAUUGUAACAAACAUAGGGAUGAUGUUAGGAAGGAGCACCCUGAAUAUGAUGAAGAAAUGAUUGAAGGUUGUUUAACCCUACAGUGGAAUAGCAUGACUGGGAAACAAAGGGCGAGGUACAAGUCAAAGUUGCAUUCAAGUGAUGCUGAAACGUCCAGUCCAGGGAAAAGAAACCGCAAACCAAAUCCCAAACUGUUAGAUGGUGGAGAUUUUGAUACAGAUGAGUCAUCCGAAGAUGAGGAGGUAGUUUUUAAACCUAAGAAGAGGAAACCUGUUAAGAAAGAACAAAGUAUUAAAAAAGAAGAGGUUGACUGUAAAGAACCUAUUACUCAUCAAACUAGUGCUGAUGAUCUGGCUGAUAUAAUAAGCAGUGUAGCUAGUGGUGCUGGUAAAAUAACAAUGAAGCAGUCAGAAGGCACGUCAGAGGAGGAUGCUGCUCCCAACAUCAAGAAGGCACCCAGAAGAAAGAAAUCUAUAGUGGAUGAUACUGCAUCUGAAACAGGCUCAGAGGCUGGGGGGGCUCCAAAGCUGGUGAGACCUGAAGCAUGCAACAUGGAGUUAGAAAUCUUUAGCCUUUCUGCAGCUGGGCCAACCAAGAAAGAAAAUGUUUGUCUGAUAUGUGAAGAACCUGGAGAAGUGGUUCAGUGUACAGGGCCAUGUAAUGGUACUUACCAUUCCGACUGUUUGGGCUUAAAAGCAGUGCAAUCCACAGACUUCAAAUGUGAUGAGUGUAUCUCAGGUACCCACAAAUGUUUUGUAUGCAAAGAGCGCACUGGAUCUACCAGGAGAUGUACAACAGCUAACUGUGGCAAGUUCUACCAUGAUGCGUGUCUAGCUAAAUUCCCAUUGACCCGCCAAGAAGGCAAGGUGCUCCAUUGUCCACUACAUACCUGUCUCACAUGUGCCAAUGACAGCCAUUCUAAAGCAAAGGCAACCAAAGGUCGGUUUAUGCGCUGUGUAAGGUGUCCAGUAGCAUACCAUGUAGGGGACUAUUGCAUGGCUGCAGGCUGUGUGUCACUUGGGGGCUACAAUAUGGUGUGCAGUCGGCACUUUAAGCCUGUCAAAUCCCUGUCUCAUCAUUCACACAUCAAUGUUGCCUGGUGCUUUCUUUGCUCUGAAGGUGGAACAUUAUUAUGUUGUGAAAGCUGCCCAGCAUCAUUCCAUGCAGAAUGCUUAGAGAUCCCAUUCCCUGAGGAGAGCUGGUUCUGCAGUAGUUGUGCAGCAGGCCAGCGCCCUCUAUAUGGAGACAUUGUCUGGGUGAAACUUGGCAGUUACAGGUGGUGGCCAGGUCAGAUUUGUCAUCCCAAGAAUGUCCCCAACAAUAUUCAGGAGAAACCCCACCAGGUUGGGGAGUUUCCAAUCAAGUUCUUUGGAUCACAUGAUUACUUCUGGACUCAUCAGGCUAGAGUGUUUCUUUAUCAAGAGGGUGACAAGGGAAGCAGCGACACUGCUAAUGGCAAACGUCUGGCAAAGGUUUUCCAAAAAGCUGUGAAUGAGGCCUCUGCUGCAUACAAGAUCUGGAAGGUUGCUAAAGACCACAAGGAACAAAAAGAAAUAGAAGCCAAUGAUAAGAAACCAGCUCCAUUUAAAUAUAUCAAGACCAACUUACCCCUAGGAAAUGUACAGAUCUACCGUCCCAAUCCACAACUCCUAUCUACCUGUGAAUGUUUGCCCAAUGAUGAGAACCCAUGCGGCUCUGAUGAAAAAUGCCACAAUCGCAUGGUUAUGUAUGAGUGCCAUCCUUCUACUUGUCCUGCCAAAGAGGCAUGCCAGAAUCAGAGGUUCCAGAAGAGGCAAUAUCCAGACUCUACUCCCUUCAGAUGUCCUGGGAGAGGAUGGGGCCUUAAAACUAAUGUAGAUAUUAAAAAGGGUGAAUUUGUGAAUGAAUAUGUGGGAGAGUUAAUAAGUGAAGAAGAAUGUCAGAGAAGAAUCAAACAAGCUCACGAUGACAAUAUCUGCAACUUCUACAUGAUGACCUUAGAUUCCAGGAGGGUAAUAGAUGCUGGACCAAAGGGUAACAUGUCUCGCUUCAUGAAUCAUAGCUGUGAUCCAAAUUGUGUCACUCAGAAGUGGACAGUACUUGGUGACAUCAGAGUUGGACUCUUUGCCAAGGUUGAUAUCCCCGCUGGCACAGAGUUGACAUUUAAUUAUGAGCUGGAGAGUCGGGGAGAUGAGAAGACUAAGUGUAUGUGUGAAACUAAGAAUUGCAGUGGAUAUAUUGGACUUAGGCCAAAGUCUGCUGCUGUCCUUGCCAUAGAACAGAAGAAAGAUUCCAACAAAAAGCGUAAACGAAAGAGACCUAAAGCUGUUAAGAAGGAACAUGAAGAUGAAUGUUUUAGGUGUGGUUACGGAGGCGAGUUAGUAAUGUGUGAUAGAACAAAAUGCCCUAAAGCAUACCAUCUGAAAUGUUUAGAUCUUCCAAGUAAACCACAUGGCAAGUGGGACUGUCCCUGGCAUCAUUGUGAUACAUGUGGCAAAGUGGCUGUGAAGCUCUGUAUUGAGUGCCCCAAUUCAUUCUGCAAGUCCCACCUUGAGGGAAACACAUAUCAGUUUCCGGAAAACAAACUCUAUUGUUCCGAUCAUGAUGACAUCAUCAAUGAAAUGUUGACAAAAGGACAUAGUGUCAUCAAGCAGGAGUCUGAUGUCAGUUCGCAAGUUUCAUCAAAUGAUAAAACAGAAUCAGAAUUAGAAACUGAUGAUUCGUCUAGUCCUGAUGAUGUCACUAAUACAGACUCGAAUACUAUAAAAAGUGAAAUAAGUGACUCUGGGUUGAAAUCUCUAGAGUUGCAAAAUAAUUCAGGUGUUGAAAGUGAUUUAGCUCUUAAUAACAAUCGGAAAAAACAGACGAAAAAAUCGACAGCAAUUUCUAAAACAAAGACACCAAAAUCAGCUGAAUUGAAGGAAAAUGGACCCCCUAGCAAGAAAAUGAAUUCUAAAUCUGAGAAAAAUACCAGAGUGAAUGGAAACCAAACACCUAAAUGUAAUGGGGGAACCUCAGAUGAGGAUGAGUUUGGCUUGGUGAUAGAUUGUUGAUGAAAAUAUGUUUGUUAUACAAGUUGGUAAUGCUUUUUCUGCGUUUCUGUCUCUUGUGUAGGCUACCAUGGAGGUUUUGUAGCACCAUCAUCAGGGAUUCCAUUGUAUGUAAAGUGUUCAUGUGUUCAUUGUAGUUGUGUUCUUGUUGCAUGUGAGAGUGUAUACAGCAUGUUUAACAGGAUUUUAUGGACCAAGUUCAAAAUAGUGCAAAUGAAAACAUUAGAGAAAGUCUCAGUUUUCAUCCAAAUCUAUUAACACUAUUUUGAUUUGAGGAAGAUCGAGGCGUUGCGCCUACUAAACCACCUGGUAUAUAUUGACUAUGUCGCAACUGCAUGUUAUGUAUAUCUUAGCGUUGCAUGUGACAUCGGAACUGUUCAUGAUUGUGUCAAAAUUAUUUGCAUAGUUGUUCUACAUGAACACCAUUGAAAUGCAAACUAAUUGUGAUUUAAUUGAAAUGAAUGAUUGCAUGGGAACAACUGCUACUGUUGAUUUCAAUCAUAUAUAUAUUUUAUAUUAGAUAAUCAUGAUUGUAAAUGAAUGAAUAUUCAAGAUCUUACUCAAGUCAAAAAUGCACAAAAAAUCUAAUUCAUAUUUUUGUAAAGUUGUAAUAAAUUGUUCUGAGGUUGUUGUUCUACAUUUAGUGUUAACCCCUUCACCCUUGUGGGGCAGGUAUCAGUAUUAUAUCCAUGUAAAAAGUGGAUGUAUAUCAUUGUGAUAUGUUAUUUCAAGAAUAUAUACUUUAUUGUCCAGUACCUAUGUUGGUACAAUUAAGGCUUGCAAUGGAUUUUGACUUGUAACAAUAUCAGGCCAAACCAGUAAACUCAUGCCUCUUAUAUUGGGAACAGAUAAGAUAUAAAUUAUU
This is a messenger RNA of Owenia fusiformis, 5167 nucleotides long. The record is from the annotation of a GenBank genome assembly. Lineage: Eukaryota; Metazoa; Annelida; Polychaeta; Sabellida; Oweniidae.